CUCGCUUCAUCAUUGUUGGUACGAACAAAGAGGUGAGGCAUGGUCGGGGCAUGCUCAACGUGUCCGUACCGCAGACCGUAAAGGAGGGCUAACCUGACCUGCAUGUGCAAAGGCUGUCGACACCAGCGCUGUCGAAGGGCCACCGAGGUCACCGGAACCCUCUGCCAACCGCCUCACGCUUAACCUUGUCAUGGAGGCUGACGCCGUGGCCGACUCCUCGGCAUCAGGAGGCGCAGCGGGCCUCCUCCCGCCAGAGGACCCGCUGUUCAGGACAAACUUCUUUGACAUUGAGCCAGACGAGGAUCUCGAUCUGUCUGAAGCGCACAACCAGGUGUGGCUCGUCAAGGUGCCCAAAUUCCUGGCUGAGGGCUGGGGCAAGAUCACCAAGGAGAGUCUCCAUCUCGGUACUGUGCGGGUGUACGAUGCACCAGAGGGCACCAAUCCGCGGAUGGAGCUGCUGCUGCCAGCGGCACCUGCAAACCCCAUCCCUCUCAGUGCUGAGCAAUUCGCUGACUUCCCAGAAGGGCAGCAUGUACCGCGCAGCUAUGAUCUCCGCCUGACAGACCAGAACACCUCGUACGGGAAUAAUGGCCAGAAGGAUCCUCGAAAUCUGUAUGCGUUCCGGGAGAAGCGACCGCGCGAGGACAUCGAGGAGGAUGAAGCGCAGAAGAAGGCGAGGAAGGAGCGGGGAGAGGAUGCGGAUCUGGAUGACGAAGAUGACCUCGAUGACGACCUGGACGGUCUGAUCGAUCCGGAAGAGGACGAGGACAUCAUGCCACUGCAUGCCAGCUUGAAAGGAAAGAGCAGGGCACCUGAUCCAAUGCGGCCAUUAGGAGGAGCCGCUGCAGCAGGAAGUGGGCAAAAGAGGAAGCGGCACUCAAAAUUCAGACGUCACACCGCAUUGGUGGGAACCGUGACCAAUGAGGCUGCUGUCACUCCUCAAUUGAUGUCCUUGCGUGCAGCCAUGGAUGAUAAGAAGCGCAUACAGGCGAGCAUGUCAACCGGUACUAGUAGUAGUGGCCGUCCACUUCCUUCCAGCGCCUUGGAUGGGUACCGGAAGUUGAUGAAAGUGCGCAGCGGAAACACUCGCAAGCCUGGGCACGGUCUUGUCAUUCUCGACGAGGCAGACAACGGCCUGACGAACCGUAUCUCUAGCGGCAUCCUCAACCACGAGCCGUCCUUCCAGACGGGGCGCAAGCCGCAAGCGGGGCGGCGGGGCGGCGAGAAGUUCGCGCGCAUACCGCGCAACGAGCUGCUCGACCAGCUCUUCACGCUGUACGAGCGCGAAAAGUACUACACGUUCGCCGAGCUGCGGCAGCGCACUCAGCAGCCCGAAUCGUACCUGCGCGAGGUGCUGCAAAGCAUUGCCGUCAUACAGCAAAAGGGCCAGUACUCUGGCAAGUGGGGCCUCCGGCAGGAGUACUCGCAGAGCGAAGCGAGGCGCAACGAGCAGCGCGAAGUGCAAAGGGAGAAGGAGGAGAAGGAGCGGGCAGAACGAGCUGCUGCCGGCGACAAUACCGACGACAACGAUGAUGCAGAUUAAGGUGCUAGUCCUCUAUCAGUCCUGCCGCAAACAAUAAUUGUGUAGAGAGAGAGCCGACGAAAUGGGUGGUGGCUCUUGCUGUUGCAUGUAUGACAUACUUCCAAGGAUAUGU
Tilletiaria anomala UBC 951 is the source of this 1655-nucleotide messenger RNA. RefSeq lists its product as uncharacterized. The transcript is spliced from 3 exons. Gene Ontology annotation, biological process: transcription by RNA polymerase II; transcription initiation at RNA polymerase II promoter. Gene Ontology annotation, cellular component: transcription factor TFIIF complex. Lineage: Eukaryota; Fungi; Basidiomycota; Exobasidiomycetes; Georgefischeriales; Tilletiariaceae. The record is from RefSeq and is a predicted model, not a curated record. The coding region runs from base 191 to 1543 and encodes 450 amino acids.